AUGGGAGAACCAGUGACUAGGGCAGAUCUUGAAGGGGUUACCGCGGCUUUUAUCACGACCCUUACUGCACUGACUGAGCAGAUGACUGCAUUGACUACGCAGAUGAACAACAUGCAGAAUAAUACCAAUCAAGGGAGAGACAGGAGGGGAGAACAAAAUCGAACCCCACGGGGGAGAGGCAAACGAACUGUCGUGGCAGAUAGUUCGAGUUAUGAGGAAGAAGAAGUUUUUGAAGAAGAAUGUAGCGAGGAAGGUAAUAAUUCUUUUAAACAUGAUUAUCGAGUAAAAGCAGAUAUUCCAUUGUUUUAUGGAACUAUGGGAGUGGAGGAAUUUCUAGAUUGGCAGAUUGAUGUCGAUAGAUUCUUCGAGGUUAUGAAGGUUCCCGAAAAUAAACAUGUUAAGAUGGUGGCGGUUAGGUUGAAGAGUAUUGCUGCUGUUUGGUGGGAUAAGUUGGUUAUGCAGAGGCAGAGACAAAGGAAGGGUCCAGUUAAGACCUGGCAGCGCAUGAAACAAUUGAUGUUCGAGCGGUUUUUACCGGAGGAUUAUGAGCAGAUUCUGUAUAAGAUGUAUAUAGAAUGCGUUCAAGGGAAGAGGAGUGUGACGGAAUAUACAACGGAGUUCUUGCGAUUUUCUGAGCGUAAUGACUUAGGAGAAUCCGAAAAUCAGAACGUGGCUCGAUAUGUUAGUAGGUUGAAAAAUUCUCUACAAGAAAAGAUGAGUUUGCAAACUGUGUGGACUGUGGCUGAGGCAUCUAAUUUGGCUGAGAAGGAGAAGAGUGCAUUAACUAAGGAGUCUGGGUCUGCACCAAAAGUUGGUCCUAGUAGUGCAUCACAAGGAAAGGCCCCUAUCCAGAAGCAAAAAAAUCCGUAUACCAGACCUAGUGGGGACACUUGCUAUCGUUGUAAUGGCAAGGGUCAUAGAUCCAAUGUGUGCCCAACUCGGAGAGUCACUGUUGUCUUAGAAGGAGAAGCAGAUGGAGGGGAGUUUGAAGGAGAGAAUGAUGAAUAUGCAGAUGCGGAGUUUGCUGAGGAGGAGUCUGAGGAUCGAGUUAACUUUGUUCUGCAAAGGGUCCUGUUAGCUUCUAGAGAGGAGGGCCAGCGCAAGAACCUGUUUAAAACUCAUUGUUCUAUUCAGAUCAAGGUCUGUAACUUGAUUGUGGAUAAUGGUAGUACAAAGAAUCUGGUGUCCCAGAAGCUAGUGGAGUAUUUGAGGCUGCCCACAACACAACAUGAGAAAAAACGAUACACCCUGGGUUGGGUCAGCAAGGGGUCUCAAGUUCGGGUGACGAUGACUUGCAGAGUUCCUAUCUCCAUAGGGAAACACUACAAAGAAGAGGUAAUGUGUGAUGUGCUUGAUAUGGAUGUGUGUCAUAUUUUACUUGGUAGGCCCUGGCAGUUUGAUAAUGAUAUUACUUAUCGGGGAAGGGAUAAUGUGAUGAUGUUUACAUGGGGAUCCCAUAAAAUUGCCAUGGCUCCUGUUAUGAAUUUUGAUGAUAAGUUAGGGGGAAAGAAAACUAUUAAAGGGUUGUUAGGUGCUGUAAAAGAAGAGAACCCCAUUCCAGCUGAAGUUUCGGAGAUAUUAGAGGGUUUCAAGGAGUUGAUUGCUGAUGAGUUACCAAAGGAACUACCACACAUGCGUGAUAAAAAACACCACAUUGAUUUGAAUCCUGGUUGUAGCCUACCAAACCUUCCCUACUAUCGUAUGAGUCCCAAAGAAAAUGAGAUUUUGAGAGAGCAGAUUGAGGAUUUGUUGCAAAAGGGUUCUAAGGUGUUUUCGAAGAUAGAUUUACGCAGUGGGUAUCAUCAGAUUUGUAUUCGAGCAGGAGAUGAGUGGAAGACAACUUUCAAGAGCAAGGAGGGGUUGUGUGAGUGGUUGGUAAUGCCAUUUGGUUUAUUGAACGCGCCUAGUACUUUCAUGCGCUUGAUGAACCAAGUACUUUGUCCUUUUACUGGUUCUUUUGUUGUUGUUUAUUUUGAUGACAUUCUGAUUUACAGCAAGGACAAGAAAGAUCACGUGGAGCAUGUAGCUCAGGUGCUCAAAUUACUUUUCCUAGGGUUUGUUGUGGGUGCCAAAGGAAUACAGGUGGAUGAAGAGAAGAAAGGAAAGUUCCAGUGGGGUGAUGAGCAGGAGAGGAGUUUUUCUUUGAUUAAGGCCAAACUAUGUAGUGCCCCGGUCCUAGCACUUCCUGAUUUUGAUAAGGUGUUUCAAGUUGAAUGUGAUGCCAGUGGGGUAGGUAUUGGAGCAGUUCUGUCUCAGGAGAAGAGGCCCGUGGCCCAUUUCAGUGAAAAAUUAAGUGAUGCUAGGCAGAAAUGGAGUACCCAGAAGGUGAUCAAUAAAAUGCAUGCUCGGUGGGUGAGUUUUCUGCAAAAAUUCCCUUUCAUUAUACAGCAUAAAUCCGGUGUGCAGAAUAAGGUGGUGGAUGCAUUGAGUAGGAGAGCUUCCUUACUCAUCACGUUAGCUCAAGACAUCGUGGGUUUUGAAUGCUUGAAGGAGUUGUAUGAGGAUGAUGCCGAGGUUAAGGAGUUAUGGGCAAAGUGUAGCAAGGGGCAGCCUAGUGUAGACUUCCACAUUCGAGAGGGCAACCUCUUUAGGGGUGAUCAGUUGUGCAUUCCUUUUUCAUCCUUACGAGAGAAGUUGAUCAGGGAUCUUCAUGGGGGUGGCCUUGGAGGACAUUUGGGACGAGACAAGACUAUUGCAGGGUUAGAAAAGAGGUUUUAUUGGCCUCACUUGAGAAGGGAUGCUGGCACCUGA
Messenger RNA from Beta vulgaris subsp. vulgaris (sugar beet), 2751 nucleotides. RefSeq lists its product as uncharacterized. Gene Ontology annotation, molecular function: zinc ion binding; nucleic acid binding. Bases 1 to 2751 code for a protein of 916 amino acids. Lineage: Eukaryota; Viridiplantae; Streptophyta; Magnoliopsida; Caryophyllales; Amaranthaceae. The record is from RefSeq and is a predicted model, not a curated record. The transcript has 7 exons.